Messenger RNA from Lactuca virosa, 1512 nucleotides. The record is from the annotation of a GenBank genome assembly. NCBI's taxonomy places the organism in Eukaryota, Viridiplantae, Streptophyta, Magnoliopsida, Asterales, Asteraceae.
AUGUUUCUCAUACUUUUGGUAGCUGUGGUCGUUGGUUUUUUGUUGGUUCCUCGAAUAUUAUCGAGGACCUCCAUCGGACACUUGCUGCAAAAUCGAUGGCGGUUCUUGGAGGAGUGUUUUCAUGCGCACCAGUUCUACAAGAUUCCUAAAUUCAAUCAAUAUAUGCAGGAGAAUCAACUUUAUCACAAAGUUUUACUCUAUCUUAAUUCCAUACCUUCCGCCGGUGAUUCCGAUUUCGUCAAUCUGUUUUCCGGUAAUAACAAGGCUAACGAGAUUACCCUCGUUAUUAACGCCGACCAGGUCUUCCCCGAUUCGUUUCUCGGAUCCCGAGUCUAUUGGAAGUUCGAAAAGGAUUGUUUCGUGUUGAAGAUACGAAGGAAGGAGAAACGGAGGAUUUUAAGUACGUACCUUCAACACAUUCAUAAAGUCGCGGAUGAGAUCGAGCAGAAGAGUAACGAAGUCAGACUGUACAUCAACGCCGAAAACGAACCGGAGAAGAACGGGAGAUGGAAAUCGAUUCCGUUUACACACCCGGCGACGAUCGACACAGGAAUGAUCGAUUCCGAGUUUAAAAACAAGGUGAAGUCUGAUUUGGAAUUGUUUUUGAAAUCGAAACAAUAUUAUCACCGUCUAGGGCGUGUCUGGAAACGAAGUUAUCUACUGUACGGCCCAUCGGGAACCGGAAAAUCGAGCUUUAUCGCCGGAAUGGCGAAGUUUAUGUGUUAUGACGUGUACGACGUGGAUAUGUCGAAGAUCACCGGCGAUUCGGAUCUGAAACUGCUUUUGUUACAGACGACAAGCAAGUCUAUGAUUGUGGUAGAGGAUUUGGACCGGUAUCUGGUGGAGAAAUCAACGGCUGUGAGUUUAUCUGGAAUUUUAAAUUUCAUGGAUGGGAUCAUCUCAUGUUGUGGUGAAGAGCGCGUAAUGGUUUUCACGGUCAGCAGUAAAGAUCAGAUCGAUCCAACGGUUCUAAGGCCUGGGAGAAUAGACGUUCACAUACACUUCCCCUUAUGUGAUUUCUCUUCAUUCAAAAAUCUUGCCAACAGUCAUUUGGGGAUUAAAGAACACAAGCUUUUCCCACAAGUUGAGGAAAUUUUCCAAACCGGGGCGAGCUUGAGCCCGGCUGAGAUCGGUGAGAUCAUGAUAUCGAACCGGGGGUCACCCACAAGAGCUCUUAAAACGGUUAUCAAUGCUUUACAAACAAACAAUGAUAGCAGAUUAAGUGGGAAAUUCAGACUAUCUCAUAAAUUAAGUCAAAACGGUUCAGUUACCGGGUCAGCCGGAGCUCAACGAAAUUUGAGCCAUAGCGGUUCUAUUGAUGGGUUAGUUGAUAUGUCUUCAAGAUUGGUGGCCACCGGUUCAACAAGAACCGUUGACGAGUCGAGCGAAACUGGUAUAUUUUGUAUGGAAAAUGGUCAUACAGGAAAGGAACUUAAAAAAUUAUAUGGACUAUUGAAAAGUAGGAGUCGUCGAAAAGAAUCGGUGGAUUUAGAUGGAGGAGGAAAAUUGUAG